Molecule: messenger RNA, 2368 nt
Organism: Sodiomyces alkalinus F11
Lineage: Eukaryota; Fungi; Ascomycota; Sordariomycetes; Glomerellales; Plectosphaerellaceae
Exons: 1
Coding region: 234-1967 (577 amino acids)
Biological process (GO): ubiquitin-dependent endocytosis
Cellular component (GO): cytosol; plasma membrane; cytoplasm
Molecular function (GO): ubiquitin protein ligase binding; protein-macromolecule adaptor activity
Source: RefSeq, a predicted model, not a curated record
CUUCUGACCUCUGGGUGGAGGCCUCCAUGGCCGACACUUGACGAUAUUGACCAUUCGAACAGGCCAGGAGCCCAUUCCAAGCUCUCUCCAAUCUGGCCGUUGCAACACCGUUCUCGAUCACAACAGAGUACGACCGACCCCAAGCGAGCCAGGUGGCCUGACAUUACACGUCGCCCCACAACACGCGAAGCGACACGACGUGAGGUCGGAAGUCCCGACAAAAACUUGCGGCCAUGUCAAUACGAAUUGCCCUCGACAACCAGCCCGAGUUAUACACCAACCUAGAUGUUAUUCAAGGCCGCAUUGUCCUUUCUCUGAAUCGGGCUGAGCAAGUGGGCGGGAUCGUCGUCAAACUUGAGGGCGAAUGCAAGACGGCUCUCACUCUCUCCCCUACCCCUUUCGACCAACCCCACCGCCCGCAACAACCCCGCCUUCCCAGCGCCGGUCCUCCGGGCAGUGUCGUCGACGAGAGCCACAAGAUCCUAUACAAAUUCCAACAAGUGUUUCCAACAUACGAGGAUGACGCUGCCAACAGCUCAGUUGGCGGGAGCUAUGUGCUACAGGGUGGCCUCCACGAGUUCCCCUUCAGGUUCAAGUUACCUCUGAACAAUAUGUGUAGCGACCAGGCCGCCAUGGCAAAAAUGGGAGGGCUUGGCGGGAUAGGCGGGUUCUCUGAUGGAAGCGGCAUCUUCGGUUUGGGAGGUAUGCGCGUCAUGGACGGAAGCAAGCAGCUCUUCCUUCAGCACAUCACCAAGACGCUUCCCCCUUCCUUCACCAGUAUGCCCGGCGCUGCCGAAGUCCGCUACUACCUCAAGGUCACUAUCCAACGUCCUGGCCUCCUCAGAGAGAACUGGCGUUACCAGACCGGCUUCAAGUUCAUGCCCGUCGAGCCACCUCGCCCGCCCCUGACGGGUGAGGAAGUAUUCGCUCGUCGAUCCUUCACUUUCUCACCUCGCGCAUCUACCCCGACGUCCCCGGCACCCACACCCACUCCCACGCCCACGCCCACGCCGGCGAAGAAGCGGAGCCCGUUUUUCGGCUUUAAUAAGGAUAAAGCUCCCGCCCCUAACGGUGGCUCGCCCGCGUCUUCCUCGGAUGCCGCUGUGGUACCCCCCUCCGUCGAGAUCUCCGCCCGCCUACCCCAUCCUUCUAUCCUCACUUGCAACCAGCCCAUCCCGCUACGUAUUCUUGCGAAGAAGCUCCUUCCCUCCCACGAGCAAGUUUACAUUACCUCCCUCCAGAUCGAAGUCAUUGGUAACAUGACCCUGCGAGCCCACGAGAUGCGUUACAGGCAUUCCAACCGAUGGAUUGUGGUGAACCAGACGGACAUGGCCAUACCCGUGCUCCGCGAUCCGAAGUCGGAGGACCUCGGCGUCGAGUCGGUCGUGCCGGAUGACAUCUGGCGCCAAAUUCCCCUCCCCAACACCAUCGGCCCUUCAUUCACGACGUGCAACCUCCAGCGGACGCACGAGCUGGAACUCAAAAUAGGGUUGAGUUGGGGGUUGCCGUCACCGUCCCGAAGCCUCCUCGGUCGCAACAAAGACCCCACGCCUCAGUCGAUCUACCUGCCGUUGCACUUCUCCAAAGUCCAGGUCUAUUCGGGCAUCUCCCCUCCUGGUGGCCUCGCGACUUCGGCACAGGCGUCCGGUCAACUGAGUCCCGCGACGUCGGGAACGACCUCGGCCGUUCCCGUGGAUCCGAGUAGGCCUCCGAGGUUACCCCCACGGACGAACACAAGCCAAAGUCUGUCUGCGCAGCCGCAGCCGCAGCCGCAAACCCAGUCGCAAGCCCAGCCGCAAACCCAGCCGCAAACCCAGCCGGCGCACGAUCCAUUAUAUCCUCCACAAUUAGACCCUUCCGGGCCGUCGUCUCCUUACGACGACGCGCCUCCGAGUUACGACGAAGCCAUGGCCGAGACGGCUACGGGGCCGUCCUCAGGUGGCCCUGCCAAUGGCGACAAGGGGUAGUAAAAUCGCCGCAGGAAAGCAAAAUCAGAGAUAGACAGUAACUCAUUAGUCUAAUAAACAAUAAUGAACGAAAUAGGCUUAACUUGCCUAUUAAUACUGUAUAACUACCACGGAUAUAUAUACUAAGGAAAAUAAUGAACAAAGUGGUACUAGCCCCUUAAAAAAUGGUAUACGGAGGUUAAAUCCAUCCUACAGACACCUAAAGUCAGGAGAGGCGUUUCUGGGGAGGUUAGCACAGAACGUAUGUAUCCCAUGCUGUAUCACUACCCUGCUCAUUACCUUAUUACCCUGUAUCACCUGGGCACAGUGAUCUUCGAUCUAUCUAUCCCCACGUGUUUCUAGAUAGAGUUCUUACUACGUACCUGGUACCUUAGUGAAAUGUUUGUCUAUCUAAAUGUUUC